UCAGAUAUAACAACUCCUUGAAGCAAUUAUAAUUUUCUUUUAAUGUUUAUAGAUUAGCUUAUUGAUAUUUUAUUUCAACAUUGAAAUGAUUUUGGUAUUUGUGGUACCUUUCCAUAUAUUUUGGCUUGAUAACAGUCGGCGAAGAGCAUGUUCCCUUCCAACAAACACAGGUAUUGUUUGAUCAAUUAAACAAUUUCGUGUGCAUAAAUGGAACACAAAUGUCUACUUCGUGUGCAGUAACCUAGCGUUCCAGAUAUCAGUAUUCUCUGUUAAUGCGUUCAACGUGUCCACACAGUCUGCACAUGGAAUAUUGACAAGGUCCCAGCAAACACAUGGUGUCAUCAUUGAUUUUCAAUUAUCCAUUUUAAUUUUCACCGCUAUUUCUGACCUUCCCGCCAAAUGUAAUUUAUUAUUUUGAAAAUUGCUAUCGGAAACUGGUUUAACACUGACAAUGACGUUUCGUAUGUCUACAACAAUGGUUGUUUACGACAUGGGUAUUGGCUGAUUACAACAUUUUGUGGUACAAAGCACUAAAUAAUAUGUGUAUGCCUGUAAUGUCUGCUUUUUCUUGUCAUGGAUAGUUAAUAUUGACCGGGCCACGCAUUUCAGCUAGAGGUAAUGUUGUUAAAGUGGUAUUUUAUUCAGGAAACAACUGUUAAAAUUAGUUACCUGAACAGACAACUAAGUAUUGAUAUUUCCCUUUAAAAUAACACACACACAUGUCUAACAAACAAAUCUUCGUGUUUACCGUUAGAGCCAGACGCGAAUUGUCUUUAAAUAGUCUAUGUGGCUGUCGUAUACAUAAAAACAGAUAAAUGUUAUUUACAGUACUGUGUGGAAUUGAAAUGAUGAACGUGUUCAUUAGAUAAGGUACUAUUCAAAACAAUAUGCAAUAUAAGGUGUUGAAGAUCUUUAGUUGACUUCAAAAUUAUGGUUUUACACGUGCACAUACACUUUGCUGCGUCAUAAAUUACAUAUAUUUCACAUUAUUUUGUUAUUUUCAAAUACCAAUAUUGAAAAACCAUCAACAGACACUACAAAAUAUACUAAUCAGUUCAUAAUGAACAGUUUGUAUUUGGACUGUUCUAUUUGAAAUGUGAAUACUUUCGACAGGCGACAUAUGUAACUGUAAGACUGUUGAAUUAGUGAAAAGGAGAUCAAACAGACGACUGAAACUACGGGCGGUACCAGGUUAUAGAUGCUAUGUUAUGGACAAGCCCUAAGUAAUACAAGCCUACUACUUUGGUAAAACCCACGAGUACGGGUGUGGUACUGACACAACUAGAAAGUUAAUGACGACGAUCGAUUAUAUAUGUUUCUUGCACGCCUAAGGGGCUUCAACAGUGAAUUGAGGCGUCUCAGGCAUCUGUUCGACCGUAACACUAUGAAGAUAAAUUAUACAAAGUUCAGGCAGGGUACAGAUCGGCCUGAAUAGGCUCGUUGGCGCUGAAAGCUCUCGACUUGAAAUGGAUUACUUUACUCCAAGUUCUUUAUGUACACAUGUUGUGACGCACAAUUUGCACCUAACAUCGAUUGUGUUGUUGCACACUGCACCCAAGAAAUAAGACGCUCAGCCUAUCCUUGAAUAAAAUACAAGGACUAUCUCAGCGGUGUAUGUUCACGUUUAUAAAUAAUAAACUGAUCAGCUGACGGUAAGUUAUACCGGCAUGUGUCAUGUAGGUAGCGACGUGAGACAUAAGUGUAUGCUAUCACGAUGGAGCGCACCCCUAAACGAGCAAUGAAGAGACACCUUGAGGAAAAAACAGUGGACAGUGGACAUGGAACAGAUGAUGAAGACUGUCCAAAAUGCAAGACGAUUGUUAGUGGCAUCAAAAGCUCGCAAUGUGUGCUAUCAAUGCAUGUUGACAUCAGAAGCAUCUGUCCGUCAAAGACUAAAGAUUCAUCAGGAAGUCUGUGCUCGAAGGCAAGCUCGCCAAAGAAAGGAAAACUGGACAGACAACAGGAUCGUGAACAAAGUGAAAAACAAAAGAAAGAAAAACAAAAGAGAAAAAACAAGGAAAGGGAUCGUAUUUUUGAGCGUAUCUGUGCACUGAGAAACUCAAGGGGUGGCAUAUUGCUCAUAAACUUUACACAUAUGGACGACAGCGACCAGUUUCUUGGGCUAGUGGAUGAACUGAUUGAUGACAGGUUAAAUGAACUAAUUGAGGAUGGAAGCAUAUUCCAUGAGAGUUAUUUCAGAGACUGGGAGAAAAAUGAACCCAAUUGUCUCUCCAUUACGUGCAACCCUUCAUCAACUAUUUCUACCACAAACUACAAGACACACAUCAACCUCAAUAAAGGCUUUGCUCGACCCACAAUUUUAAAUAUGCGUUACAUCCUGAGUAAAGACAGAUCAUGUCGCGAAUAUAAGGAGAAGUCACUUGACGAACUGCAAGAGGCAAGCAACGUGCAACUAAAGUCCUUCCGAAAUGCACAAAAUGUGGAGAGGGACAAUUGGGCACUCCACAUCAUGAAGGAGCUUCGUCUGAGGGAAUUCAUUUCAUCCUUUGCAAACCAGCAAGGAGGUGGGUACUAUUUCCUAGGAGUUGCUGAACAAGAAGACCGAGAAAUAGACACCUACAACACAAGAAAGGUGUCCAUUGAAGGAUUUGAAUUGAACAAAAUACAUCAUGAGAAACUCAAAUCAGAAAUACUGGACCAAAUUGUUUCAAAGAUGUUGUUUCUUAAGCAGGAUAUAUCCACUAUUGACCGAGAUGCGAUUGCAAAGACGCUGAAAGUUACGUUUCACAAAGUCAGAGGUCAAGCACACACCUUUGUCCUUGAGGUAUGCGUGCAUCCCUUCAGUGGAAUUGUGUUUUUCGACAGAGAUGGUCCGGAGUCAUACCGUAUUGAUGAGAACAACUGUAUCCAACGUGUUGAAUCACAGGAAUGGUGUCACAAGAUUUUUGAAAACAUUGCAUGGUAAAUAAUUGAAAUCAAUUAUCAGAUGUUAAUUGAAUCUUUUGAUGUAAGUGUCAACGGUUUUUUUCGGUGGACUUCAGAAACGUCGAGCUCUGUGUGACGUGCUGUGAUAAGGUUCUAUGUUGAGACUGCCCUUUUGUAUUUUAAUGCUUACAUACACUAAAUGUUUAAUUCACUCGAAGUGUUAGUUACAAAAAACAUUUAAUAGCCUUGGCCCACCGCUUAGGGUGAAAUACUAGCCGAGUUAGGGUUUUCUACUCUGUCGUCCGCGCUUUGACGAAAAAUUCCCGGACUUGACCCCAGUUUGUUAUGAUGCGUCGGUGCCCGGCGAAGGUUCAAGCUGUGCAGACACAAGCUGGUCCAUGAAGCUGUUUAGACUGGCAUCGUGGCAACUUAUACCUGUGUAUAUUUAGACCGGGUUUUAAUAUUAUAUACUGAACCGCAAAAGAAACGUCGCCAUGGAUAGAUAUGAGAAACCUUAUUUGUCCAAACACUGUAAACAUAUUUUGAGACAUAUCAAAAAGAUGAAACUUGG
Messenger RNA from Haliotis rufescens (red abalone), 3457 nucleotides. RefSeq lists its product as uncharacterized. The transcript has 2 exons. NCBI's taxonomy places the organism in Eukaryota, Metazoa, Mollusca, Gastropoda, Lepetellida, Haliotidae. Bases 1715 to 2926 code for a protein of 403 amino acids. The record is from RefSeq and is a predicted model, not a curated record.